CCUCUACCCGAAAGGGAGGUGUUUACUCUCUGCCAAAAGCCAUCGUUUUCUCUGAAAUCUGCAUGUGAAAGUUUGGUGAAGAAAGAGGAGAGAUCUGUGUGAUUGCUUUUAAAACGGUGCCGUUCCUUUUUCUCUUUUUUUUCUUCUUCUUGAUUUCUCUGUUCUUCUGUGGCUGAUGAGGUCACACUAACAACAACAAUGCCCACUUGCCUCCUCUUUUUUUCACUCUCAUCAAUCUCUACUCCCUCUCUCAUCUUUAAUGGGGAACAAGUUCUCAUCUUUAGUGUACAAGUUCCACAAAUUUUGAUACUUUAGCUUCUUCACUUGUAAACAGAGCUCCAAAGUUUCCAUUUUUAACUUCUCCCCAUUUGGGUUUUUUUCAAUUUCACUAAUUUGGUUUGAUUUGGGAACUUCUUUCUUUGUAGUGGGUUGUUUCUGAGAUUUGAGAACUCAAAAAGUUGUAAUUUUUAGGGCUCGUUUGUGACAAUUAAAGCUAUUGCCAUAGCUUGUUUAAACAAAAUCACUUGGAAUUUGGAAAGUUGGGGAAGAUUUGGUUUCAAAAUGAGAUACAAUUCGAUUUGGUUCUUGUGCAAGAUUGCGAGGAGGAAAGACACAAAGCUCUUCUUCUUCUUCUUCUGAAAUAAAUGACGACGACGACUACUACUACUACGACAAGGGUUUCUUCUUCUGCUUCAACUCGGAAUCGAAUUCUGAAAGAUGCAAAUGGAGACAUCGGUGAGCAUCUUCGUAACCACAUCCAUUUGACCAAUUGUAUUCACUUGAAGAACCAUAUGCAUAAGCAGAGUCCGGUUUUAACUGACCGUGCCUUAAUGAGAGACCUCAUUGUUCUCCAAAGGUCACGCUCGCUUAGAGAUCCUUCUGCGAGCCCUCCUGCUUGGAACACGCCUCCUUCGGUUGUUGAUUUGCUUCCCAAGAAAGGAGAUCAUGUGGAAGGAGGGAGAAGAUCUAUUGAUCAUAAGAAGUCUGGUCGUAGGCUGUCUGCUUUGAGUGGUUCUUCACCUGUUGUUAAUUUUGGGACGUCUAAAGUGACUCCUUCUGAUGAAAGGUCGGGUCCGGUUAGUGUUGAAAGGGACAGUGGUAGGAGAGUUAAGAGAGAGGAAUCUAGUAGAAAGAGUUAUAGAGUUGGGGAUGAUUAUCAAAAUGUGAAUGAGGUUGUUUCUCAUGGUGUUGCCUCGGGUAAUUCGGGAUCAAAAGCUAGUAGGAGGCUUAGCAGGGUUAAUGAUGCUAUUGUUAAGACACUAUCUGAUCAGCUAAAUGAGGUUGUUGUGGGUGAUAGUGAUGAUGUGGUUUCAUCUAAUGUUCGUCCACGGGUUAGGUAUGGAGGUGGAGUUGGUGGUAGUAAUACUCGGGGAUGCACGGGUGGAAUGAGUCGGCCUAAAAGACGGAAAUUUAGAGGGACGAGGAGAGUUCGUGGUAAGAGUAGAGAUACUGGUGGUGGUAAGAGUGAGAUGUCUGUUGCUUCCAACACAUUGCCUCAAGGUGAGAAGCAUGAGGUAGAGAAAGAGGGAUUUGGGGAACAGAACAUGACUAAGGCUUGUGGGAUUCCGUUUAAUUGGUCGAGAAUUCAUCACCGAGGGAAAACUUUUCUCGAUAAGGCGGGUAGAAGUUUGUCUUGUGGUAUGUCUGAUUCAAGAGGAAGAAAAGGUGAAACCAGUGCAAGAAAUGGAUCUGAUAUGAUGAUGAUACAAUCUGAUGAAGAAUCAAGCUCCUUUAUCCACUCUGAUGGUGAAGCGCUUCCCUUACUAGUUGAUAGUGGAGAGAAUGAAGGUUGGGUGCACGAUUACUCAGGGGAGCUCGGGAUUUUUGCAGACAAUCUGCUCAAGAACGAAGAAGAUUCUGACCUUGCUUCAGAAGGAAGGUCAGGGGAGAAAAAACACAAAAAGAAGAGCCAUAUAAAUGCUCGGCAUCGACAUCAGCAACAGCAUCAAAGUCUUACGGAAAAAUAUGCGCCUAAAACAUUCCGGGAUCUCCUGGGGCAGAAUCUAGUGGUACAAGCUCUUUCUAAUGCAGUUGCUAGACGAAAGCUUGGACUUUUGUAUGUCUUUCAUGGUCCAAAUGGAACAGGAAAGACCUCUUGCGCUCGGAUAUUUGCAAGGGCUUUGAACUGUCAUUCCAUGGAACACCCAAAGCCUUGUGGCACUUGUAGUUCUUGUGUUUCACAUGAUAUGGGUAAAAGCUGGAACAUUCGGGAAGUGGGUCCUGUUGGGAACUAUGAUUUUGAGAACAUCAUGGAUUUACUGGAUGGUAAUGUGAUGGUUUCAUCUCAGUCACCUCGGGUGUUCAUAUUUGAUGAUUGUGAUACCUUGUCAUCUGAUUGUUGGAAUGCAUUGUCCAAAGUGGUAGAUCGAGCAGCGCCACGUCGUGUAGUCUUUAUCCUCGUGUGUUCGAGUCUUGAUGUGUUGCCUCAUGUGAUCAUAUCGAGGUGCCAGAAAUUCUUUUUCCCGAAACUAAAGGACGCAGAUAUAGUUUACUCGUUGCAAUGGAUUGCAUCAAAAGAAGAGGUUGAAAUAGAUAAAGAUGCAUUGAAGCUUAUUGCUUCGAGAUCAGAUGGUUCUUUAAGAGAUGCUGAGAUGACUCUUGAACAGCUGAGUUUGUUAGGACAGAGGAUCUCUGUUUCCUUAGUUCAGGAACUGGUUGGGCUUGUUUCGGAUGAGAAAUUAGUGGAUCUUCUUGAUUUAGCUUUAUCUGCAGAUACUGUAAAUACUGUGAAGAAUCUGAGAACUAUAAUGGAAACAAGUGUAGAACCAUUGGCUUUAAUGUCUCAGCUUGCAACGGUCAUAACAGAUAUUCUUGCGGGUAGUUAUGAUUUCACUAAAGAUCGGCAUAAAAGAAAGUUUUUCCGGCGACAACCAUUACCUAAAGAAGAUAUGGAAAAACUGAGACAAGCCCUUAAGACAUUAUCCGAGGCAGAGAAACAGCUGAGAGUGUCAAACGAUAAACUGACUUGGCUCACUGCCGCGUUGCUUCAAUUGGCUCCUGAUCAGAACUAUCUGCUUCAACGUUCGUCCACUGCAGAUACUAGCUUUAACCGUAGCCCAUUACCAUUAGAGAACAAUGGAGGUAGAGAAAGCUCAGAUCACCAUCUGGAUCCUUCUAGUGAUCCAGCUGGUGGAAGAAGUUCUGGAUUGGACAGAAGAAGAGGAGAUAGUAGAAAAAACCGACCCUCUGUUGAAGAAAUUUGGUUAGAGGUUAUCGAGAAGCUUCGAGUUAACAGUUUGAGAGAGUUUCUUUAUAAAGAAGGAAGAAUUGUCUCUCUUAACCUUGGAUCAGCUCCUACUGUGCAUCUAAUGUUCAGCUCGCCAUUAACCAAAUCUACAGCUGAGAAAUUUCGUGGCCAUAUUAUGCAAGCAUUUGAGGCGGUUCUUGAGUCUCCGAUCACGAUAGAGAUCAGAUGCGAGACAAAGAAAGACCCAAGAAACAACGGGCAUCAUCAUCAUCAUCACCCACCUGUGAAAGACAAAAGCCUGCCACAAUCUUUAGCACUCAUUGGCCAUGAUUACAAAAUCGAUGGAAGUGGACGAAGUGAGAUAGUUGAAGUUACUGAAUCUAAUGGACAAAGACGAAAACAACAACAACAGAAGCAAGAGGCAGAGGAGAGGACAGAGCGAGUUGGUUCUUCUGCAUUAGCCCGAGCUAGAAGAAAACAUUUGGAAGCAAGCCAGAGUCAGAACCAGAGUCAAAGCAUUGUGAGAGGUAAGGUCUCGUUGGCUCAUGUGAUCCAGCAAGCUGACGGAUGCACACUACAAAAUGGUUGGUCUAAACGCAAGGCCGUGUCUAUAGCCGAGAAGCUAGAACAAGAGAAUCUGAGACUUGAACCAAGAUCAAGAAGCUUGUUAUGCUGGAAAUCCUCAAGAGGCACACGUCGCAAGGCGACGAGGUUGAAGGUGAGAACAAGAAGAGCAAGAUCACAUUCGUUAUUGAAGCUCGUGUCGUGCGGAAAAUGCCUGUCGACUAGAUCUCCAACAAGAUAAGAAAAAAAAAAGCUUUUGUACUUUGAUCGAUCAUACGCAUGCAGAAUUUACUGCAAUCAUAAUCAGUGUAGCUUCUUGGCAGUUUUAUAAUGUUUAUGGAUAUGUUCUUACCACAAAAAAAUAAAUGGAUUAGUUUUAACUGUUCUACCAUUUGUUACGGUAAGCUUAAGAUGGAAAACGAGAUAUCUUCAAGAAUGUAGUAGCUUCAAGAA
Messenger RNA from Capsella rubella, 4204 nucleotides. RefSeq names its product protein STICHEL-like 3. The record is from RefSeq and is a predicted model, not a curated record. Lineage: Eukaryota; Viridiplantae; Streptophyta; Magnoliopsida; Brassicales; Brassicaceae. Gene Ontology annotation, cellular component: DNA polymerase III complex; DNA replication factor C complex; nucleus. The transcript is spliced from 6 exons. Gene Ontology annotation, molecular function: ATP hydrolysis activity; DNA binding; DNA-directed DNA polymerase activity. Gene Ontology annotation, biological process: DNA-templated DNA replication; DNA repair. Bases 645 to 3992 code for a protein of 1115 amino acids.